AUGGAAGUAGACAAUGAGACACUGGUGACAGAGUUCAUCCUAGUGGGAAUCUUCCAUCAUCCUGAAGCCCAGACUGCCUUCUUUUGCCUACUACUGAUUGUCUACCUUGUGACCCUGAUGGGAAAUGGCCUCAUUAUUGUAUUGAUCAUGGCUGAUCCCCUUCUCCACACCCCUAUGUACUUCUUCCUCAACAACCUCUCCUUCCUUGAUAUCUGCUACUCCUCCAGCUCUGUCCCUCAGGUCCUGGCAAGGAGUUUUGCAAAGAAACCCACUAUCUCCCUUAACAGUUGCUUGGCUCAAGGUUAUGUUUCCAUCUUCCUAGGCAUAACAGAGUGCCUCCUCCUGGCUGUCAUGGCCUAUGAUCGCUUUGCAGCCAUCUGCAACCCUCUGUGUUACUCUCUGAUUAUGAGUGGAAAGGUUUGCAUCCAGCUGGCUGCUUUUUCCUGGGUCAGUGCCUUUCUUCUUACUGUGAUCCGGCAAUUGGUCCAGCCAAAGCAUUUCUGUGGACAUGUUAUCAACCAUUUCUCAUGUGAACUGCAAGCAGUCCUUGAGCUGGCCUGUUCUGAUACCAGUUUCAGUGAGCUGGUCAACUUAGUCACUGCUCUAUUGGUUCUUGUGGCACCCUUCAUCUUCAUCAUAGUGACAUAUGUGCUUAUUGGGCAGGCUGUGUUGCAUAUUCGUUCAGCCCAGGGCAGAAACAAAGCCCUUUCCACCUGCAGCUCCCACCUGGCUGUGGUCAGUAUAUUCUAUGGUACAGCCAUGUUCAUGUACAUGAGACCUCAGUCCAAAUCAUUCUCUGACAAGGACAAGCUCAUCAGUAUGUUCUAUGGAUUCAUCACCCCAGUGUUGAACCCUCUGAUCUACAGCCUAAGGAACAAAGAUGUGCAGGGAGCACUGAAGAGGACAAUCAGGAGAACAGUGUUGCAUUGA
Alligator sinensis (Chinese alligator) is the source of this 930-nucleotide messenger RNA. Its product is annotated as olfactory receptor 13H1-like. Gene Ontology annotation, biological process: G protein-coupled receptor signaling pathway. Lineage: Eukaryota; Metazoa; Chordata; Crocodylia; Alligatoridae. Gene Ontology annotation, cellular component: membrane. The record is from RefSeq and is a predicted model, not a curated record. Gene Ontology annotation, molecular function: olfactory receptor activity; G protein-coupled receptor activity. The transcript has a single exon. The coding region runs from base 1 to 930 and encodes 309 amino acids.